Heterocephalus glaber (naked mole-rat) is the source of this 1105-nucleotide messenger RNA. The record is from RefSeq and is a predicted model, not a curated record. Lineage: Eukaryota; Metazoa; Chordata; Mammalia; Rodentia; Bathyergidae.
AGCAGACACCCCUGCCCCCGGAAGCGCUCCCUGGUGGCAGGAACGAUGGUGGCGGGGGUUCCUCGAAUGCUGGGGCUGCGGGCCGCGAGGCUGCUCCGCACGGCGUGCGUGAAGCCGGCCUGCGCCUCCCGGAGUGUCCUCACAGUCUCCCCACACCCAGGGCAAUGCUGUAAAACUUCCUCAGGGGUGUCAUGGAUGCCAAGCAGGUGCAGCAGCACUGCAGCAGAAGCCCCGGCCACAAAGCCAGAAGAUGACUCUGUCCUCCAGUGGUUGCUGCUUCUCAUCCCUGUGACUGCCUUUGGCCUGGGCACGUGGCAGGUCCAGCGUCGGAAAUGGAAGCUGAAACUGAUCGCAGAAUUAGAGUCUCGAGUCAUGGCUGAGCCCAUCCCUCUGCCGGCAGACCCAGUGGAGCUGAAGAAUCUGGAGUAUAGGCCAGUGAAGGUCAGGGGCCACUUUGACCACUCCAAGGAGCUGUACAUCAUGCCCCGGACCAUGGUGGACCCUGCCCGAGAAGCCCUUGAGGCUGGCCGCAUCUCCUCCUCAGCCGAGAGCGGGGCCUUUGUAGUCACCCCCUUCCACUGCACUGACCUGGGAGUCACCAUCCUGGUAAACAGAGGAUUUGUCCCCAGAAAGAAGGUGAAUCCCGAGACCCGGCAGAAAGGCCAGGUCGAGGGAGAAGUGGCCCUAACUGGGGUGGUGAGGCUGACAGAAACCAGGAAGCCCUUUGUCCCAGAGAACAGCCCAGAAAGGAACCACUGGCAUUACCGGGACCUGGAGGCCAUGGCCAGGACCACAGGCGCAGACUGUAUUUUCAUCGAUGCAGAUUUCAGUUCCGGGCAGAGGCCUGUCACUCAAGAACCUGCACAAGUGAGGACAGGAGCCCACCGUCUUCACAGAGAGCACCGUCCCUGGAGGACCCAUCGGAGGGCAGACCAGAGUCACCCUGCGGAAUGAGCACAUGCAGUACAUCAUUACCUGGUACGGGCUGUGUGCAGCCACAUCAUACUUAUGGUGUAAGAAGUUUCUACACCGGAUGCCUGGCAUGUGACAGGGUCAGUACAGCCCUGCCCCUAUUUAAAAUAAAAAGCUUGCUUGUAAAAGAAAA